This is a messenger RNA of Aureobasidium uvarum, 2241 nucleotides long. The record is from the annotation of a GenBank genome assembly. Lineage: Eukaryota; Fungi; Ascomycota; Dothideomycetes; Dothideales; Saccotheciaceae.
AUGUCCUCCGAUCAGCCACGUCGCCGCUUCGACCCGACUCCCGUCGAGACAUCAUCCAAAUCGAAUCGUCAAGCUGCACAGUCUGAGGAGAAUGCUGCUCCACGAAGGUUCAAUAUUGAGCCAGCCGAGACCACAACACGGAGCAGCAAGGAUACCAACACAAAUAGCCCUUCCCCUCUUGCAGCAGCUCGCAGCAAGAUUCGCACCAGAACCCGUCGAGACCAGCGUGAGGAGCAGCAAAGACAAAAAGAUUCACCACCACAAUCCAUCAGAAGAUUCUCUCCUGAGCCUGUCGAGACGAGCACCAAGACCAAUCGACAAUUGGAUACAGCAGCAGAGCAGCCCAAGUCACGCCUCUUACCACAACCCAUCGAGAUGACGUCCAACAGCAACCGUCCAAAGUCAAAGUCCCCUCAAUCCAAGUCUCCUCAGACAAAUUCCCCACAGACAAAGUCUCCUCCGAACGAGGCAGUAUCUCCUUCAUCACAACCUCAAGACGCUCCUGUCGAGAAGCCAAAGCGUAAAUUCGCUCCUCAACUCAUCGAUACGUCGAGUCGUACCCGAAAGAACUCGGAUGAGAAACCCUCAUGGUCUGCAAAUCACAGAACCGACAUAUCCCCCGGGGAGGAGAGUAGAGUUGCAUACAACAACAUAGGUCAGCAGAUUACUAUCGCCAAUCGUGAAAGCACAACUUCACCAACCGAGUAUCCCCGGUUCGUCAUGCCGUUCGCACGCCGAAAAGAUCGAUCCGAUUCUGCUCGCAGCCAUUCGUUCCGCAUGCCCGAACUUGAGACCAUUGAGAGCUCUGAAAGCGAGCCCAGUGCGCCACCCAGUCUCUCUACAAGUCCCUCGUCCAACGACUUCUCGCUCGGAGCAGCCAUGGAGCCAAUCAACCCUGCAUACAAACAUGCCACAAGAAUUCGUGAGAGCGUCGACGAAACCUUUAGUCGUUACCUUCUCGAGCUUGAGGGUAGGAAGGCCCAGGCGAAGCUCCAGGAACAAGCGUUGGCUGCCUUCCCCAACUCAGACAUUCACGAACCUGUCGCACAUUUUAUGAACGGUGAGAGUGAAGAUGAAGACGAAGAGAUGGACGACCGCCCAGCGACGUGGGAAGGUCAUGAUGACGAUGAUUAUAUGAUGAACGUUCGUACACCGCAUGGCCGUGGCUCAACUCACGGAACGUACGAGGUUCGCGAAAUGCACCAACAUUUUGAGGAGAUGGAGCAAGAGCGCAAGGCUGCUGGUACAACGAGACGAAAGUCUUCCGUCAAACCCUCGCCAUGGUGGAACCCCGCUGGUCACGACUUUGCUGGCUCCAAUUACCCUGACAGCGAAGCAAGAGCAAUGCGCGAUAGAGCACGCCCGCCCAUGCUCGGUACCGAUUUGACAUUCCCUCGCUCUGCCUCGCCUGAACCUGCACGUUUUGACGUCACUCAAGGUUCCAAUCAGUUGCGUAGUCAGAUGUGUUAUUUGACUGAGCAGUCUCAAAUAGAAGUCUCGCCAGAAGGUCUCUGGGGUGGCAAGAAGGCAUCGGGAGAUGCUUCUCUACAUCAAAAGUCUGUACAGAAAAGCCAGCACACCAUCUACAGCCAGAAGAGUACUACCUCGCAGAACGGCGGUGGACUUUGGGGAGGCUUCUGUGUUGAUGAUGCGAAGCCUGACGAAAAUGGUCUUGCUCCUCCCACAUCUGGCACUCAGACCGGUUUGAUGACACCAGCUGUCGAGCCGCCGAAUCCGUUCGAAACUGGCUUCAGUCUACCGCCACAGACCAUACUACCCAAGACGCCUCUCACGCCACCGGAGAACAUGGAUUUCCAUAGUAUCGACAUCAUCUUGAGUGAAGAUCAAGAUCUCGACGAAGUCAUGGAGCGUGAGUUUCCUGACUCUUUCGUCACACAAGUCUACAACUACCUCUCACUGGGCUACCCAACCAUCGCCCGAGCAUUUGACGAAGAACUGUGUAAGAUCAGCCAUGUUCCCAUUUCGGAUCUUCGACACGACGACGAGAUUGCCAAAAACAUGCCUCGCGGGUACAUCCGUCUGGGCGAGGACUUUGAAGGCAGAGGCGAUGGUACAGAUCAAUUGCUUGAGGAGGGCGGCUGCGCAAGAUGGUCAGCGCUGAAAAAGUACAUUCGAGAAUGGGCACGCCAGGAAAAGAACAUGGUCAAGACUGGCUCAACAGGCACUGGUCUUGGUGGAAAUUGGGGCACUGGAGCUAGAAGGGGCAGUUGGGCAUGGUAG